AUGCAUGUGAACAUUUCAACCCUCGCCGUCGCGGCGGCUCUGUUCGCCACACCCCUCGUUUCUGCUCUGAGUGCCGAAAGUAUCCCGUCCGAUCUUCCUGUCUCCGAACUCCUGUCCUCGGCGCAAUCCCACCUGUCCAGGGGCGAGACAAGCGACGCGCUCCUCUACUACGAUGCCGCUGUGGCCCGCGACCCCUCCAACUACCUCACGUUCUUCAAGCGUGCCACCACCUACCUCUCGCUCGGCCGAACUUCACAGGCCACCGAAGACUACAACAGGGUACUGUCCCUGAAGCCUGACUUCGAGGGCGCACACAUCCAGCUCGCCAAGAUCCGCGCUCGAAGCGCCGACUGGGAGGGCGCAAAGGAACACUACAAGCUGGCCAACAAGGAUGCCGCCUCGCCCGAGCUGGCGGCCCUCGACGAGGCUCAAGGGGCAGCUCAGCUGGCCGAGGCUGCCGAGAGGGCAGGCGACUUUGAGACCUGCGUCCACCAGGCUGGAGAGGCGAUCAUGACGGCGAACCGGGCUGUGUACCUGCGCGAGCUGCGCUCGCGCUGCCGUUUCGCGCGGGGUGAGGUGGAGGAGGGCAUGGGCGAUCUGCACCACAUCCUCCAGAUGAGGCCCGGCGAUACGGCCCCCCACGUUACCAUCUCGGCCAACACGUUCUACGGCCUCGACGACCUGAACAACGGCAUGGCUCAGAUCAGGAAGUGCCUGCACUCGGACCCGGAUUCGAAGCCCUGCAAGAAGAUGCUGAAGCAGCAAAAGGUCAUCGACAAGACGCUGGCCAAGGUGGCCAAGGCCUUUGAGAAGAACCAGCCCAUGACGGGCGUCAAGAUGUUGAUCGACAAUGGCGAAGACGCGGGUCUGAUCACCAACAUCAAGUCGCAGGUGGAGGAACUCAAGCAGGAUGGUACCAUUCCAGCGAACGCACCAUCGGCGCUGUACAUGAGGGUCGUCGAAUUGGCAUGCGAGGGUUACUACGAGAUGAACAGCAAGAAGACGAAGCAGUACUGCGACAACGCCCUGGCCCUAAACGAACAGUCCUUCUACGGUCUCCUCCACCGUGCGCGCGAGCAGAUGGACAAGGAGGAAUUCGAGGACGCCGUCCGGACGCUCGAGGAGGCCAAGAACGUCAAGCCCGAGAAGCAGAACAUUGUGCGCCCGCUCCAGCAGAAGGCCCAGAUCGCCCUCAAGCGCAGCAAGACAAAGGACUACUACAAGGUUCUCGGCGUCACCAACGACGCCGACGCGCGCCAGAUCAAGUCGGCCUACCGCAAGCUCUCCAAGCUGCACCACCCCGACAAGGCGCACAAGCAGGGCCUCACCAAGGAGGCGGCCGAGAAGAAGAUGGCCGCCAUCAACGAGGCCUACGAGGUCCUCAGUGACCCCGAGCUCCGCGAGCGCUUCGACCGCGGCGACGACCCCAACGACCAGGAGCAGCAGCGCGGCAACCCCUUCCAAGGCAGUCCCUUCGGCCACCCGUACAUGCACCAACAGGGCCCUGGCGGCGGCGGCAGCCAGUUCAAGUUCCACUUCGGCGGCGGCGGCGGCGGCUUCCCCUUCUGA
This is a messenger RNA of Verticillium dahliae VdLs.17, 1569 nucleotides long. Its product is annotated as DnaJ and TPR domain-containing protein. Gene Ontology annotation, cellular component: endoplasmic reticulum. Gene Ontology annotation, biological process: protein folding in endoplasmic reticulum. Gene Ontology annotation, molecular function: misfolded protein binding; protein-folding chaperone binding. Lineage: Eukaryota; Fungi; Ascomycota; Sordariomycetes; Glomerellales; Plectosphaerellaceae. Bases 1 to 1569 code for a protein of 522 amino acids. The record is from RefSeq and is a predicted model, not a curated record. The transcript is spliced from 2 exons.